GCACUACUAUUUUCUCUCUUUCUCUCUCUAAAUUAUUGUUUGCUGUGGAGAUUUUCUCGAUCACUCUUCUUAGCUGCAAUGGAUAUGGAAAUCGACGAGUUUGCUUCACACUACUCUCAAGCUGAUAACAAGCUUAAACCCAAAGAGGAUGCUGUGGCCAAGGAUUUUGAGAAGUCUACUAUUGUAGUGGGAUCAACGUCUGGAUCUCUAAAUUCAGUCAAUCUCAAUGGUUCAAAUUCAGAUCUGUCAUUUCAUAAUGAUAAUGAUGCCAAUGUUGCAAUUGAUGAAGGCGACGAUCUUUCUUGUUAUGAUGAUAAUGACGAUUAUAUGUAUGACGACACCUACUGUGAUUACAUGAUGAGUAUGCAAGCCCAAUUUGAUAAUGUGGAUUUGCCUCCUGGGGUAGAGGCAUCAGUUUCUUGGUUGAAAAAUUCUGCUCCAAGUGCAAAUGCCCCUGCUUCUACUAGCGCUUCACCCCCCAGUGAUGCCGUGGGUCAGCCUUCAGGGGAAGGAAUUUCUUCCUUAAAAAUUUACGAUCCAGCCAAUGGCAAAAAUGAGGCUGAUAUCACAAGCAGUUCAACAGUGAUUGCAGAAUCAAGUUCCGUUGGGAAAGAGCAAGAAGAAAAAGAUGAUGAAUUUCUCAGAAAGUUUCAACUUUUUAAACGGUUUGAUACUGUUGAUGAUUUUUCGGAUCAUCACUUUAGCCGUCUAGGCAUGUCAGGCCAGCAGCCACCCAAGAGUUGGACAAAGAAAAUUCAGGAAGAAUGGAAAAUCCUGGAGAAGGACUUACCUGAUAUGAUAUAUGUAAGAGUUUAUGAAACAAGGAUGGAUCUUUUGAGGGCCAUCAUUGUAGGACCAGCAGGCACUCCUUACCAUGAUGGUCUGUUCGUCUUUGACGUGUUAUUCCCUCCUACCUAUCCUGAUAUACCACCGAUGGUUUACUACUAUUCUGGUGGCCUUCGACUAAACCCAAACUUGUAUGAUUGUGGGAAAGUCUGUCUCAGCCUCCUGAACACAUGGAGUGGUGACAAGAAUGAGAUGUGGAUGCCAAAGAAAUCAACCAUGUAUCAAGUUCUUGUCUCUAUACAAGGUUUGAUAUUGAAUGCAAAGCCCUUUUUUAAUGAGCCUGGGUAUGCCAAUAUGUAUGGUGGGCCAGAGGGAGAAAAGAGAUCAAAAGCUUACAAUGAGGAUGUGUUUAUUCUAUCUCUGAAGACAAUGAUGUAUACACUGAGGAGACCCCCAAAGCAUUUUGAGGACUUCGUUACUGGUCAUUUUCGUCUUCGCGCACAUGACAUUCUGUCGGCAUGUAAAGCUUACAUGGCAGGUGCUGAAGUAGGGUCUGCAGAUGAAGAAGUCCAGGAUACUGAUAAGGCAGAAAAGAACCAAACUUGUGAAUUCAAGGCAGCAAUAGCUAGAAUGAUGAAUAGUCUAGUUACAAACUUCAGCAAAAAUGGAUCGAAGGACUGUGAGCAGUUCCGUCUUCAAGGUUGAUAUCUGGUGAGGCUGAUGUUGGGGCUAAUGCAUGGCAGGUUGGGCCUUUUAAGUGCCUUUUGGUAGUCAAGUUUUUGAUGAUACUGCACAGAUACCACUAUAGAGGAAUAUCUUUGGGAUUCAAUAUAGGUGUAAAUAAGGUAGGGUAUUUUAGGGAUGAAAACAAAUGUUCUAGUCGUAUAGUUUAUUGCAUCUCAUCUCUAAAUGAAAUGAAUCUGGCUUUCUUGUUUAUGCUCACUAAUGCCAUCCUUCCCAUUUAGUAAAUGCUUCAUUAUAUCAUUGUUGUGUUUUUGAAGCUUAAGUGGGGUUUUGGCAAAUUUUAUGCUCUUAUUAUGGGCUAAUUUGUAUGAAUGACACUGAUAAUAUUAUGCAACUAUUAAUGUGUAUACCAUUAAGUGGCAAUCGUCCAACUGAGUGUAUGGUGCGGAUAUCUUUGAUCUU
Camellia sinensis is the source of this 1932-nucleotide messenger RNA. RefSeq names its product putative ubiquitin-conjugating enzyme E2 38. Gene Ontology annotation, molecular function: ubiquitin conjugating enzyme activity. The record is from RefSeq and is a predicted model, not a curated record. Lineage: Eukaryota; Viridiplantae; Streptophyta; Magnoliopsida; Ericales; Theaceae.